Molecule: messenger RNA, 1167 nt
Organism: Miscanthus lutarioriparius
Lineage: Eukaryota; Viridiplantae; Streptophyta; Magnoliopsida; Poales; Poaceae
Source: the annotation of a GenBank genome assembly
AUGGACUCGCCGGAACAGCCCAGCGCCAAGCGUAUCAACGCCCCGGUGACGCCGUCCCCGCUUUGGCGCCUCAACGACGACCUUCUCGCGGAUAUCUUCCUCCGCCUGCCCACCCUCGCCGAUGUAGGGCGCGCCGCCACCGCCUGCGCCUCCUUCCGACGCGUCGUCGCCGACUGCACCUUCCUCCGCCGCCUCCACUCCGUCCACCCGGUGCCCCUCCUCGGUUUACUGCUCUUCUCAUCGGUCCACCCGGCGGAGCCGCCCCACACCUCCGCGCCCUAUGCGCGAGCUCUGCGGCGGGCCGCCGACCUCUCCUUCUCCUUCGUCCCCUGCGCCGGCCGCUGGAUCCCGGUCGACGCCCGCGACGGCCGCGUCCUCCUGGAGCGCGAGGCCAUGGGCGGCGACUUUGCGGUGUGCGACCCUGUGUUCCGGCGAUACCUCUUCCUCCCCCAUAUCCCCGGACACCCAGCCGCUCAGCGCUGCGGUCGUCUGGAGCCGUUCCUCGUCCCCGCCACUGACGAGGAGGCGGAGACGUCGUUCAGGGUGGUCUGCGUGGUGGAGCGCAAACCUGGACAGCUGGUCGCCUUCGUCUUCUCUUCGGGCACCGGAAGAUGGGGAAGUCUAGCCGUGGAUGUCAGCGUGCAUCCCUCUUGCAAUUUUUCAUGGUCCUCCUACGCUUUCGGCAGCUGCUACUGGAAGGUGACUGGGACUAACAAAUUCCUUGUGCUCGACACGCGUUCCAUGGUGUUCUCCUCCUUUGACAUCCCGUCUGGUCACGGCCAGCAAGAUUCUGUCAUUGUGGAGGCAGCAGAAGGCAGAAUUGGAAUGUUCACUCUCCACAACAGCAUGAUCUCUGCUGCAUCUUACCUCGUUUAUGCUGUUCGGGUAAUCCACGAAGAAGGCAACAGCCUUUGGCAGCUUAAGAGGAGAGUCAGGUUGCCGUCCCGAUAUAUUUUCAGCUUUGCAGAUGCAACGGAUAAGCACUUGCUUCUUCGUGGGAUUCCAUGGAAUUUGCACCUGGAGCCUUCUACUCAUGACGUUGACGUAGGAUACUUCUCUGUUGAGUUUGAGUCUAUGCAGGUUGAGAAAAUUUGUGGCCUCAGGAACCUUCUAUAUGCCAAACAGUACACUGGUUUUCCACCGUCAUUGUGCCUACCAAGAAUAUGA